Ipomoea nil (Japanese morning glory) is the source of this 2234-nucleotide messenger RNA. RefSeq names its product casein kinase 1-like protein 3. The coding region runs from base 221 to 1498 and encodes 425 amino acids. NCBI's taxonomy places the organism in Eukaryota, Viridiplantae, Streptophyta, Magnoliopsida, Solanales, Convolvulaceae. Gene Ontology annotation, biological process: signal transduction; peptidyl-serine phosphorylation; endocytosis. Gene Ontology annotation, molecular function: ATP binding; protein serine/threonine kinase activity. Gene Ontology annotation, cellular component: nucleus; cytoplasm. The record is from RefSeq and is a predicted model, not a curated record. The transcript is spliced from 18 exons.
CGUCUUCCCGACGCUGUAUUAUUUUAUUUUUUUAGUCCUCUUUGUCUCUCUCGUGGAAAUUUCAGGCAGAAAGCUGAAAACUUUCACUAACCCUAGGUCUCUAGUUGCUAUUCAAUCUCAAUAGUUAAUCGAAUCCAUCUCUGCGUCUUCUGCUAUACACCCGCACAUAUAUACAUACACACCCGCGUAUCUGCGUAUAUACGCACAUCUAUAUGCGCAGAUGGAGAGAAUAGUUGGCGACAAGUAUAAGCUGGGUCGGAAGAUCGGGAGCGGUUCCUUUGGAGAAAUGUUUUCAGCUACUCAUAUCGAUACCUUUGAGAUCGUUGCUGUUAAGAUGGAAAAUAGGCAGACUAAUCAUCCCCAGUUGCUUUACGAGGCUAAGCUGUAUAAUAUACUUCAGGGAGGAGGUGGAAUUCCUAACAUAAAAUGGUGUGGGGUUGAUGGAAAUGAUAAUGUCCUUGUUAUCGAUUUGCUUGGACCCAGUCUUGAAGACCUUUUUGUGUACUGUGGGAGGAAAUUCUCUCUAAAAACUGUUCUUAUGUUGGCUGAUCAGAUGAUUACCAGAAUAGAGUAUUUACAUUCAAAGGGAUUUUUGCACAGAGACAUCAAACCAGAUAACUUUCUCAUGGGCCUUGGAAGGAAGGCAAAUCAGGUCUACGUCAUUGAUUUUGGACUUGCCAAAAGAUAUCGUGAUCCCACUACCAACAGGCACAUUCCUUACAGAGAUAACAAAAACCUCACUGGGACUGCACGAUAUGCAAGUUGCAACACUCAUUUGGGAAUAGAACAAAGUCGGCGGGAUGAUUUGGAGUCUCUUGGCUAUGUUCUCUUGUACUUCCUGAGAGGGAGCCUUCCAUGGCAGGGUCUAAAAGCUGCAACGAAGAAGCAAAAAUAUGACAAAAUAUGUGAGAAAAAGUUAUCAACGCCAAUUGAGGUUCUGUGCAAAACUCAUCCAGUGGAGUUUGCGUCAUAUAUGCACUAUUGUCACUCCUUGUCAUUUGAUCAGCGACCUGAUUAUGGAUUCCUGAAGCGCUUGUUUCGUGAAUUAUUUACUCGUGAAGGAUAUGAAUCUGAUUACGUGUUUGAUUGGACCAUUUUGAAGUAUCAGCAGUCGCAGAAGUCAAAGGCACAGCUUCAAUCACCUCAUCCACAGCCAAUUUCGGCAGUGACCAGUAAACGAGCAUUGCCAAAGGAUUUAAACACACGGCAAGUUGAAACUACGGCACAAGGUGGAUCAACUAGUUUUGCACGUCCUGCUGGUCACAUUCCCUUUAAGCCUAGGGCUGUUCAAAAUCUCAAUUCUGAUAACCUGACUACAAAAAAUAUUGCGAGCAAUGCACCUGCUCCAUCUAUUUCACUUGCUGAUGCCUUUAAGAGUAGUCCCCCUAGACAAGAGGAUUCAACUGAAGCUGGAAAUAUUGCUCGUGGGCAGAGCAGCAGAGCUGGUGCAUCAAGCAGCAGGCUACCAUUCUUACAUCGGAUUUCAUCAGCAAAGUGAAUUGGUAUUAAGUCCGUAUUGUUCUGUUGCAGAUAUGAGGGGAUCUAAGGAGGGGAUUAUAUGCAUAUAUUGAUCAAUUCUCUGAAGUUGGAUUCACUUGAACCCGAGUCUACAAGAUUUCUUAUGUAUUUAUCUUAAGUUUUAACCUAGGUACUCAGGUCCUUGAGAGUUUGAAUCAGCAAUUGGCCAGUAAGCCUUGAGAUGUGAUCACUGUUCAAUAUUUGAAGAUCAGCAGAGUGUUCCCGUUACAAAUCAAGCCUUGAUUUCCGUAGAAACCAAUUAUGUGCAUGCUGGUGAAGAGUUCAGUCUGGCAUCGGGAAAUGAGCAGGAUUAUGUCACAUCAUUAAUCACUGGUGGAUGGCAUCAAACUUUUUGGUAAAGUUAUCCAACAUUUUCUUCUUUAAAUGGGUAAAUAAAGUAUCCAAUUUACAGGGUGUAUUGUGGCUCAAAAGAUCAACUCAAAAAGGCAAUGAUAGUCAGUCAGAUCAAUUGAAAGGGUUUUUGCACAGGUGAAAAGAUCUAUAUAGGUAUGACCCUUUCGCGUGUUUAUUUGGCAAGGCUCACAUCAUGGAAUUGCUUGUCGUGGUGCAAUAUGUGUGUGUUUUUUUUUUUUUUUUUUUGGGUUAGACCACGAGGUGUUCUGAGUAUGCCCUAAGAGACACCUUUAAGCUUGUACCAUACCAGAAUAAUCCGGUUCGCACCGGGUUGGCCCAAUUAAUGGACAAAUUGCAGGCUA